AUGGAUAUGCAAUUAAUUCAUAAAAUGAAGAAAGGUCUUUGUUUAUCUAAUUCACGACCCUCGACGGCGGAUAUCACCAUGGAGUCACCACGGAAAUUCAACGACUGCUACUUUUAUUAUUACUCCACAUGCACGAAGGGAGAUAACUGUGUGUUCCGGCAUGAACCAUCAGCUCUGGGCUGUGAGACGAUGUGCUCAGCCUGGCAGCAAGGCAAGUGCCUUGAUAAACGCUGCAAGUUACGUCACAUGGAAUUGAGGAAAAACCGCAAACAAAUCCCAUGUUACUGGGAGAACCAGCCUGGUGGUUGUCGCAAGAUUCAUUGCCCAUUCAUGCACAAGAACCCUGAAGCGCGCACUGACGGUAUUGCGCCCAGCCAGCCGCCGCAACCACAAUCCGUACCCACAUCUAUAAACGUACCCGAGCAAGUGCCGGAGCAGCCGCCAAUGAACAGCGGCGUGGCGCCCCCCGUGCCCGCGCCACAGCCCGUGCCGCUCCUGUGGCAGCAACAGCGCCAAGCCGUGGUGCUGGACUCCGCGAUCCUGGGCGUGCUGCCCGGCUCGGGCGAGCUGCUGGGAGGGCGGCGCGUGCUGCCCCCCCACGAGCCGGCGCCCAACCCUUACGCGCAGCUGCCCGUCGACCCUCUCGUCGUCAACUUCGAGGAAGAAUCCGAUAACGAAAGCGCACCCUCGUCCACGCCCACUAAAAUAUUGUCGCCCGACGACGCCCAGAAAGUAGCGCGCUCCAAGUCCCAGGAGCUGCUGCUGCUGGAGAAGAUCCAGGCCGAGGCGGCCGCCUACUACCGCUACGACGCGCCGCCUCGCCCGCCCGCCCGCGCAUGCCUCGCCGCCAAGUUCGACGAGCCGGACUUCAAGGUGCUGUCGCUCGACGAGAUCCGCGCCAGGAAGAAGAGCGAAGCUAUCAUACAGAAUAAACCGAUCACGAUUAAUUUGAGUAGAAAAAGAAAGUUGUCCACGCAGGAAACUAUCACGACGUCGGGAAAUAAGAUUAUAAAAGUUGUGCGAAGCAAUUCUAUAGUUUAUAAGAAGUUGGAUACUAACACCCCCGUAGCGUCCGGUCACAGCAAAGUUGACCAGAGACAGAGCGAUAACGCCGUCGACAGAAAACGCUCUCUGUCCGACCAGAGCGACAUCUGUGAAAUACAGGAGGACGAGCUAGUCGACAAUUGUUUUGAGUUCAAAAGGAUUAAAAUCGCUCAGUCAGAAAAUACCUCUAAACCUAAACUGAUCAGAAACAGACUCUCUAGUUGUAACAAAAGUGGUGAUGAACAGACGUACGCAGACAAGGUUUGUAAUAGAGAUACCGAUUCAGACUCGGAAGUACAAAUUGUUGAAAUAAAUAGUAAAGUUGAUUUAUCGGACAGUGACGUCAUAGACUUAGAGACGACCAGGUUAGGCGAGCCUUUCGAUGUAGUUGAUCUUAGCGAAGAUCUGGAAGAAAGUGAUCUUACGGUAUCUGACCUCGAUUUAGACUUAAGUAAAAAUGUUCCCGACGUUGUGGCGAGUUGUCGCAAACAAACCAACAAAAUGGACAGUUCAGAGAGUAAUAUAUUAAAAGAUAUAGACAGUUUAUUGGAUGAUGACUUAUGA
This is a messenger RNA of Arctia plantaginis, 1608 nucleotides long. The record is from the annotation of a GenBank genome assembly. NCBI's taxonomy places the organism in Eukaryota, Metazoa, Arthropoda, Insecta, Lepidoptera, Erebidae.